UACCGUCGGCGAGGGCGAGAAUCUCGGCAUCUGGCUGAUCGGGGUCGCGUGUGCGUCGCUACGCGCGUAGUUGAUCGCGGCGGCGCGGGACGGCGCGCCGAACUCCCGCUCUGAGGUUUGACGAGGUAUCACGUGACCCACGCUAACCGCCAUCUUUCCUUAUCGUAUAAACAGUGCGACCGGGCGCAGCGCGAAUUCUCGCCGUGGAAUCGUGGAUUUCCCAGUGUUUUUGAGUGAUUCACACGUGAAGAGAUGUCUGACGCAAAGACGGAGACCAAGAGCGACAACAACAUCGAGGAUGCGUCCAAGGAACAGUCGACGGAGGAGAAACCGACUCCGACGAAAAACAAACGAAGCGGCACCAAGAGGCUCUCCACUCUCGAAAGGACCGCUCAGGAGGGCGAGGCAAUCUUAAAGGGCAUGAACAAAUCUACAGUCGGUGAAGUUGAAGGCAGGAGACGCACUCGCAGUUCAGCCAGAGGCCUAACUUCGACAACGCCAGUGCCAUCGCCACCCAAGAAGGAAAAGAGAGAACCAUCGACGCGAGGUGGUGGUGGUGGUCGUGGACGUGGACGACCCAAGAGGCAGGAAAAGAACAAUGAGAACAACACAGACGAUGAAACAUCCAACAACAAAAGCGAAAAACACACAGAAGAGGAGUCUACAAAGAUGGAAGUAGACGAAGAGAAAGAGGAGAAGGAGGAAAGUAAGACGAUACAGAACGAAGACAAAAACGCGGAGGGUGCGGACAGUAAAGACAGUAAAGACGUUGAGAAAGUGACGGAUGCCAAUUCCAAGGACGAAAAAGUAACGGAGGAGUCGGAGAAUGUGGUGGACGAAGCUAAAAGUAUCACUCCCAGUGAAGAAAAGAAGCAGGAGGAAAUGAAGGACAGCUCGGAUUCGAGUCAAGAUGCAACCGACACAGCAGCAGAAGCGCCGCCUUUAUCCUCAUCAGAGUCCCAAAAUCCCUCCAACACUGUUACUACUGAGGAAAAUAAGGAAUAACCUCCCUUCGCCUGUUUUACCACUACUUUUAUGAGGUACCAAGGCGGCGCACAUAUUGGGGUCACACAAAUCCAGUCCCCCCUCGUCUAUUUUAACUAAUUAACACCUUCUUGUCGAUCGUUAUUUCAACCAGCGCAAAUUUUUUUGUUAGGAUACAGUUUUUAUUUUAUCAUUAUCCUUAUGAUAACGUGACUUUCCAGAAAAACAUAACAAAAAUGUAGAAUCUACGCUAAUAUGAAUUAGCGUUAAGUGAGAUUCACUUUUUUUUCUCUGUCUAUGUUAUAUACUAUGUUAUAUACUAUGUUUUUGUAGAAAAAGAUUACAAUCUGACAUAUGAUUGGAAUAUUAUAUAAUUCUUAAAAGAUUUAUAAUCUAGAGAAUAACUAAUCGUUACUCUAGCGUUAAUUCAAAUUGUCGAUGUAGUUUAAUCUUGGAAACCUUUCAACUCUUUAAAUAGUUUUUAUAUCUUUUGAAUCUUCAUGUUGUUCUCUUCCACAUUAUUACUAGUGCUACCUUCUAGUAUCAAACUCUGUAAGGCUAAUCUAGCCAGACUAAUUUUUGUUUAGCUUUAAUUAACAACGUUCUUUUAUGGUGUUUUGUGUAGCAUGUAUAUUAUAUUUAUAUCUUAAUUUUAUUGUUUUUGUCGAGUAAUAUAAAAAUCUUGUCAUUGCGCUGGUUAAUUAGCGAUAAGCAACGCGAGGUGUAGAGCAUACGUUGUUCAUGUACAAUGAUAAUAUUAUUGUAAAAUAUAUUUAAUAUGGACUUAUAUAGAGAGAAGUUGUUUUCAAAUCAGAGCUGACAUCUGGGUUCUAUAGUGUAAUGCCUACGAUUCAGAUCUGAUGUGGAAGUAGCUAAAGAUUAAUUCGUACAUAGCAAAUUACUGUAAUACCUUUAUCGUAUAUAAAUAGUGACUGAAUGAAGUGGAAUAUAUGAGAACUAUGGUGAAAUGAUUUCUCUUUUUCAUGAAUUAAACGAAAAUAAAAUUUCUGAGAAACGCGC
Molecule: messenger RNA, 2004 nt
Organism: Acromyrmex echinatior (Panamanian leafcutter ant)
Lineage: Eukaryota; Metazoa; Arthropoda; Insecta; Hymenoptera; Formicidae
Source: RefSeq, a predicted model, not a curated record